Messenger RNA from Guillardia theta CCMP2712, 3105 nucleotides. RefSeq lists its product as hypothetical. The coding region runs from base 1 to 3105 and encodes 1034 amino acids. Gene Ontology annotation, cellular component: nucleolus. The transcript is spliced from 23 exons. Gene Ontology annotation, biological process: ribosomal large subunit biogenesis; ribosomal large subunit export from nucleus. NCBI's taxonomy places the organism in Eukaryota, Cryptophyceae, Pyrenomonadales, Geminigeraceae. The record is from RefSeq and is a predicted model, not a curated record.
AUGAAGCCAAGAACGAUGAGUUUCCAGAGCGUUAGAUCAGAAGUACCAGGCAAAGAAGAAGCUGAGGACGAAUAUGACGUUGAGAAACGCACGGGUGCGUAUGACUGUCUGCUAGGUGAAAAUGUUGGAAAGGACCAUGCAACAUUCUCUCCGUCGGUAUCUUGGCGUUGGGACUCGCAGCUGUCUCCGAGGGCACUAGCGCGAAGCUCCAACCUCACGAUGCAGAUGUCCCUGAUCGGCAGCAUCUCUCCUCUCGCGCUCGUGCUGGUGGCAUGUUGUGUGCCCACGUGCACACUGAGAGAUUAUCCCGUGAAGGAGAACACGUGCUUGCUCCGGCUGCGAGGAGGAAAGUCGACAGCAUUGGGACAGCGGCUUCAGAUCCUCCACCACCAUCUCAAGAAAGAUCCUGAGGGGUAUCUGCCUGAAGUGACCUCCCUGAUGAAGAAAUGGAAUGGUUUCUUGGCCGCGUGGGAGGAGGCGACGGGGGAGAGACAUCAGGAGCUGGGGGAGCUAACAAUUUUUCUGGCUCAUUGCACGCCAAAGUACCACGAGCUGCUGGGGGACUUCCCCAUCCAACUUCUCACCAUCAUCGACCGCAACCACACGAGCAUGAACUCUCAGCUUCGGAUCCAAUUCCUGCAGGCGGCUACCAUCUCGGGAGCGCAGAAGGCGAUCUCGGUGGUGGAGAUGUGCCGAGUGUUCUUCAGGAUGUUCUACGUGCCGGACAAGAAAGUUCGAACCUUCCUGUACGCCAACAGUCUCAACGCCAUCAAGAGACUGAACGCCGUCAAGGUGAACCAGGAGAUCAACAGGAACCUGCAGAGGCUGCUGCUUCCCCUGCUCCAUGGCACGGAUGUUCGCGGAGGGAGGAUUGCGAUCAAGAUGAUGGUCGAGCUGCAUCAGAGGGGGAUGUGGAACGAUGCGUAUGCGAUCAAUAUGAUAGGAGCCGCUUGCUUCAGCAGGCAGAAAUCUGUGAGGUCCGCAGCGAUUCAUUUCCUCCUCAACUCUGACGUUUACAACCCGGAAGAAGAUGACUUUGCCGGUGAAGAGGUUGUUGCAGAUGACUUUGGAAUACACAUCCCUGACGAGAAAGAGAAGCGCAAGCGGAUCAAACCGACGCACCUGCUGCUCGCGAGCAAGAGGAAGAAGAAGAAACUGAGGAAAGCCUUCUCGGAACAGCACAAAGAAGACAUGCGAAUCAUGAGAGAAGGAAGGCGCAAAAAGAAGAAGAUCAACAACGGCUUCACAGUCAUCGAGCAGCUGCACGACCCACAGUCGUUUGCGGAGAAACUCCUGCAGAUGAUAAAGACUUGGAAGACCGCUCUCAAGUUCGAUGAGAAGUUGUUGAUAUUGGAUCUGCUCUCGCGGAUUAUGUCAGUGCACCAGCUCAUCCUCCUUGACUUCUACGACUUCAUGUCUCGCUUCCUCCAACCCAGCCAAGAGGAGCUGCAUAAAGUGCUGGCAAUCAUCGCUCAGAGCGUCACGAGCCUUACCCCGCCCGAGACGAUUUCUACCCUCCUGAAGACGAUUGCGUCGAAUUUUAUUCAUGAUCAAUCGAAGAUGACUUCGAUUGCGAUAGGACUUAAUGCGAUUCGUGAGAUUUGCAAGCGACAACCUCUGGGGAUGGAUUCGGACUUGCUGGCGGACUUGGUUGAUUACAACAAAGAGAAAGAGAAGUCGGUUGUGAACGCAGCUCGGAGCAUUCUGAAGCUCUUUCGGGAGGUGAAUCCAGGUCUGCUGCGCAAGAAGGACAGAGGAAAGUCGUUCAACAAGAAAGGCCCUCCGAAAUAUGGCGAAGUUCGAGGGCAGACAAGGAUCGACGGGAUUGAAAUUCUCGAGGACGAGGACGAAGAGGGAGGGAAUGGAGAGAAUGAUGGGGGGGGGGAAGGGAAGGGGAGGCGGGGGAGAGAAGCAAGGGUUUACGCAUCAGCAGUUUGCGAGUUUGCGGAACCUGUUUGGUCGACAAAGGAUGAGGCAAACAGUCGGCACGUUCAGAGAUCUGUUUCUUCGGAAGACAUCGAAUUCAACACCGACAUCGUCGACACGUAUCCAUCACCUUCGAACUUCACUUUCACUGUUGCAUCUUUCACGAAGAAUCUCUUGGAGAAAGCUUUUGGGAAAAAGCACGUCAACGUUUCGUUGGAACACGUCAGGAGCGAACGAUUGAAGCGUAUCAAAGAGUCGAGAUUCUACUCAAAAGCUCUUGUCACUCUAGAUCGCAAGCUCAACAUGUCCUCCUCCAACAAUGAUAAUGUCUUCUUGUUUGCAAAGGUCGGGAUGAAAGUGCGAGAGGUUUGGGAAGAGGGAGAAGACAGAAUUGGAGAAAUCACCAGGCUCGAUCCAAGCAGGAAAACUUGCGAUGUACGAUUUUCAGAGGGGGUUUCGAGGGGAUAUCCAAUCGGUUCGAGGGCGCACAGUCUUGUGUACAUGGGAGGAACAAGUGAAGAGGAGGAGGAAGAGGAAAAGAAAAGGAAGAGAAAGGAAGAGGAGACGAAAAUCGAAAGGACUGACGGGGCAGUGUCGUCGUUGUUCAACGUGAUGGAUUGCGAUGCUGCUGAAGAGCUCAUCUCCAGCGACAAGAGCUCCGAGAUCGUCGUGGACUCUGAUGAACCAGAAGAGGGGGAUGGAGAUUACUUGGAGGAAAGCUCGGGGGAGGACGAGGAAGACGAGGAAGAUGACGAGGACGAGGGAGAGAACGAGGAACGCGAACCCAAAGUUAACUCUGUGAAGAUGAAGAACAAGAAGAUCGAAGCUCGAAGAAUCCUCACGCCUGAGGACUUCGAAAAGAUCAGAACAGCCCGAGGAGAGCAGGACGAUGAUUUCAACACGAGGCUCUCUGGAGAUGCUCUCCUGGCAGCGUCUCGUAGGAAACAGACGAAGGCGGAGAGGAUGGAAAAUUGUCGGACAGGGCGGAACAACAAGAAGCCCAAGACGAUCAAGCGAUCACGGAGAAACGUUGACAAGACAAGGCGAAACACCGCGCUCUACAAGAUAACGAAACAGCGAAGACUUGAAGAUCGAUUGAGGAUGGAGAGCCGCAGGGUCAACAAGGAGGCAGAGAGGAAGAGGCACAAAGGGCAUUUCCACAAGUUGAGGAGGAAAUGA